AUGAGGUUUGGAAAGAAGGGUAAGCUGAGCCCUAGGUACAUCGGUCCAUUUGAGAUUCUUGAUCGAAUUGGACCAGUGGCAUACAGAGUAGCCUUACCACCCGCACUCUCAGGUGUACAGAAUGUAUUUCACGUAUCUAUGCUGAGGAAGUAUGUACCCGACCCCACCCACGUUAUUGAUUACGAGCCUCUUCAAUUUCAGGAAGAUCUGACUUAUACAGAAGAUCGUGAAGCCUCUUGGGAAUUAGAAGAGGAAAUGCAAGUCAAGUACCCACAGUUGUUCGACGAUGAUCCUUAUAGCCCAUGA
This is a messenger RNA of Juglans regia (Persian walnut), 306 nucleotides long. RefSeq lists its product as uncharacterized. Bases 1 to 306 code for a protein of 101 amino acids. The record is from RefSeq and is a predicted model, not a curated record. NCBI's taxonomy places the organism in Eukaryota, Viridiplantae, Streptophyta, Magnoliopsida, Fagales, Juglandaceae. The transcript has 2 exons.